This is a messenger RNA of Rhodotorula graminis WP1, 1915 nucleotides long. RefSeq lists its product as uncharacterized. The coding region runs from base 1 to 1806 and encodes 601 amino acids. The transcript is spliced from 5 exons. Lineage: Eukaryota; Fungi; Basidiomycota; Microbotryomycetes; Sporidiobolales; Sporidiobolaceae. The record is from RefSeq and is a predicted model, not a curated record.
AUGCUCGGUCGACAAGCCGCGACGCGCUGGUCCGCCGCCGCCUUGCCCUCACCUCGCCUCGUCGCCCCCUCGCCGCCCUCCUCGAUCCGCACGCGGCUCGCCAGCACCACCGCCAAGCCGCGAUCGAAGGCGACGAGGCGGCUGCGCACAGUCGGUACAGUCGGGCUCGGCGUCGCCGGCGUCCUCGCGUGGGACAAGCAGUUCAACGCCGACGCCAUCUCGCGCAGCCUGCGCACCUCGCUCUUUGGCAUCACGCUCGCCGCCGACUUCAAGCUCAACUUUGACACGAGCCAGCCCGACAAGAUCGACGCCCUCCACGAGCGCACCGCCCGUCGCCUCGGCGCCCUCAUCGACACCAACAAAGGCUUGUACAUCAAGUUGGGACAGGCGCUCGCCAUCCAGGCCGCCAUCCUCCCCAAGCCGUACCGCGACGCCCUCGGCAGCGUGUUCGACUCGGCGCCCAACAUCCCCUGGACCGAGGUCGUGAGCGUCUUCAAGGGCGAGUUCGGCGUCGAGCCCGAGGACGCGUUCGAGUACAUCGACCGCCAGCCGCUCGCGUCGGCCUCGAUCGCCCAGGUCCACCGCGCGCGCCUCAAGCCUGUCGACGGGCGACCAUGGCGCGACGGCGAGGGCUGGGUCGCUGUCAAGAUUCGCAGGGAGGCGAUCCCGAAGCAGAUGGAGGCCGACCUGUUCUGCUAUCGAGCGCUCCUGUGGACGUACGAGCGCCUGUUCGACAUGCCCGUUGCCUUCAUCAGCCAGUACGUCUCGGAGCAGAUGCGCAAGGAGGUCAACCUCAAGACCGAGGCGACCAACGCCGAGCGCACCGCACGAUACCUCGCCGACGAGCCUCGACUGCGGGAUCGAGUCGCUGUGCCAAAGGUCAACUGGCAGUGGACGGGCGAGAGCGUCAUGACCGCCGACUUUGUCGACGCCUGUCGCCUCACCGACAAGGAGCGCAUCGCCGCCGCCGGCUUCUCGCUCAAGCAGGUCAUGGACACGGCGACCGAGGCGUUCUCGGCCAUGGUGUUCCGGUGGGGCUGGGUGCACUCGGACCCGCAUCCGGGCAACAUCCUCGUUCGCGCCAACCCGAAGCACCCGUCGCAGCCGCAAGUCGUCCUCAUCGACCACGGCCUGUACGUCGAGAUGUCCGAGGAGUUCCGCCACCAGUACUGCCUCCUGUGGCGCAGCCUGUUUGUCGGCGACGUCAAGACGAUCGAGGAUAUCGCCGUCGCGUGGGGCAUCCGGCGCCAGAACAGCGACAUCUUUGCGUCGCUCACGCUCCUGCGCCCGCACCGCCUGCGCAAGAAGCCGCCGCCCGAGGAGCAGACGCCCGAGGAGCGCAAGAGCGCCGCCAUUGCGCGUCAAGAGCAGCAGGCCGGCCUCAAGGACCGCAUCAAGACGAUGCUCGAGAGCGAGGAGCUCAUCCCGCGCCCGCUCAUCUUCAUCACCCGCGCGAUGAGGAUGAUGCAGGGCAACAACCAGGCGGUCGGCUCGCCGUCAAACCGCAUCAACAUCUUUGCGGCCGGCGCGGCAGACGGCCUCGCGCUGUCGACGCCGGAGCACUCGCAGUCGCUGCGCGUGCUCGGCCUGCGCGCCUACACGGUCGAGAAGCUGCGCCUCGUCAUCUUCCGCGUCGUCCUCGUCUUUGUCGACGUCGGGUUCGUCCUCACGAGGAUGCGCGCGUGGGUCCAGGAGCGCAUGGGCAACAAGGGCGAGCGCAUGGAGGACUUGCUCGAGAAGCAGGUGACGGAAAUGGCGCGCUCAGAGUUCGGCGUCGAGCUCGACGACAAGGCGUUCGCCGGUUGAUCCCCUCCCUCCCCUUCCUCCUCCUCUCUCCCCCUCUCUCUCUCGCGCACACAUAUACCUCUAUAGACCCCCUUGUUGUCCCUCUCCUGUAACGAAGCAGCUCGUUGCG